AUGGGAAACCAAGGGCAUCGAUGGAUUGAGGCCCGAGUUGUCCACUGUGGAGAUUCACCAGUUCAAUUUGUCAUAGAAGGCGUUCGAGGAGAAACUCCAGCCUCUGACAUCGCUGUGGACAAAGUCUGCAUCUUCGCCUGUAGCGGUCCGGAAUCAACACCGAGUGACCCACAGAGCACAAUACCACCAACUUCUGAUGAUGUCUCGACCACUGGGAUCAUUAUAGACCUCCCCUCGACCAUAGAGGCCUCCUCAGCAAAUACGAGUCCGGAAGAAACACCAAAUGACCCACAGAGCACAAUACCACCAACUCUCGAUGAUAUCUUGACCCCUGGGAUCACUACAGACCUCCCUUCAACCAUAGAGGCCUCCUUAGCAAAUACGUGCCCGACUGAAUCCAUUUUGUCAGACUCAACCCUGGACUGGUCCACACUGACACCAUCAGUAUCUUCCACAAGGCCCCCACAGAUCCUGCAGUGCCACGUGGAAGAGAUACCGAAAGAUUACAUCACGCGCUGUGACUUUAAUGAUAACCUGAGACCCUACUGCCAAUGGACUCAGGAAUGUGACACUGACAGCGGCGAAUGGAUUAGAACCAAUGGCGAGACCCCUACCCAGCACACGGGGCCCUCCGCCGAUCAGCCCGCGCCCUGGGGGGAUGGGGUGACUCACGGCCACUACGUCUACGAGGAGGCCAGUAACUUUGUCGCCAACCAGUUCAUCCGCCUGACGAGCCCGAGCCUGAACAUCAGCGGUGACGUGUGUAUUGAGUUCUCCUACCACAUGUACGGACCGCUCGACGAAGGGGGGACCCUCAACGUCCUGGUUGCAGAAGGACCGAGCACACUGUUGCUGUGGAAUCGGACUGUGCCCCAGAGCCACGCCUGGCUGUCAGGGGCAGUCACUGUCCCAGGAUCGAGCUCCAGGAGCAUUCGGGUCAUCUUCGAAGCAGUGCGAGGUUUGACUGAAGUUGGUGAUAUCGCCCUGGACAAUGUCGCCGUGGUAACCGGGCCCUGUUUCUGUGAGUGA
Molecule: messenger RNA, 1029 nt
Organism: Chiloscyllium plagiosum (whitespotted bambooshark)
Lineage: Eukaryota; Metazoa; Chordata; Chondrichthyes; Orectolobiformes; Hemiscylliidae
Source: RefSeq, a predicted model, not a curated record